Symbiodinium sp. CCMP2592 is the source of this 2292-nucleotide messenger RNA. The record is from the annotation of a GenBank genome assembly. Lineage: Eukaryota; Dinophyceae; Suessiales; Symbiodiniaceae.
AUGCCGCGCCUUUGGUCAGCUCCCCGUCCUCUCACCGGGGACACAGUCCAGCGACUCAAAUUCGAUAUCGCGGCUGCACUGCAGAUGCUGCAUUCAGCCCAAAUCGUUCAUGGGGACGUGCACGCGGACAACAUCAUGGUCCGGCACCAACCGGCCAGUUUCGUACUGAUUGACUAUGGCGGCUGCUCGGGCGAGGCCAUAUACCCCUUGAGUAACGGCUACGGCGCCAAGGGAUAUGGCGGCGAUCUACAUCGGCCACCAACCCUGGAGGCUCCACCCGCCCCGGUCCGGACGGCGCAUGGGGACUUCUACCGGCUGAGCCAAACGAUCUUCAAACAGUUCCUGUCGGAUGAGGAGCCUACCAAACGACGCAAGGGCAGCGGCGUCAAUGACGGAGUCAGCAGGGGCAUUCCUAGCUACAUGAAGCGAGAAUUGCAACUGUGGCUGGAGCGGGACCAAUGGCCACAGCCCAUCUAUCCCAACUCCCCCUUCCCUGCUGGCUCCUGGACGGACUCUGCCUUCAACCCCGCGGUCACUGUACAUGCUGGCCUGUGGAGAGCAAACGGGGAGCUCCGGACAGAUACCGCCACCUUUGCCAGAUCAGAUGACAAGUUUGGCAACAACAACGGCUCACUGGUCCCGGAAAAGUCAGAUCCGUCAGAUCUCUCACCUGGCCUUGGAUCCUGGGAAAAGUCUGCUGUUUGGGCCAAGUUCUACCUUUCUACGGAAUUGAGGACAUGCGGCCGCCACCUCCGGUAUGUAUACCAAGAGAUCUUUCCCUGGGAAUCCUACUCCAACCAGGACGGCUACUUGGUGCUGGACAAGCCCCCUCCUCCGCCUCCGAACAAGCCAAUCGAGCAGAAGGAGGAGGCGGUGUCAAUGACAACUCCAGCAUCCCAAAGCGGGGGCAAGGCCCACUCUGCCCUGACACAGGUGUCGCCUCCAUCUCCCACCUCUCCUGCGAACAGACCCGCCAUGGAAGCCGCCCCAGCUGACAAAGGGACCAUGCAGGCUCCCUUUGACCCACCGGAAUCAGCGCCUCCUUUUCACACAGUCAUGAAGGAAGCUCAGGUCUACGACCCGAACGCCAGAUUCCGAGCGAUGGCAGCCUCAGGAGGCAGCGAUGUACCCUUCGACACCAAGGGCCACAUGCUUCAGUCUGGAGAUGCUUUUGUGGCUCGAGAUCUAGCAAGGACUCCCAAACCAGGAUCUCGAAAAACCACCAUCGAGGAUUGGUCUCGAAGCCUUCACACUGCCGCGGACCUGCUGCGUGGAGUCGCGGGGGAUAUGCAGGCCUACCCAGAUCGCUUCCUGGAAGAGCCCGCCAUCUCCAACCAGAUGCCCCUAGCGAUGUGGAGGCUCCGUAGCAGCUCGGGAUGUAUCCCCAUGGACCUGGACGAGUCUGACGAGGAGGUCCCUGAACCGGCACGAAAGUGCCGUCGCCCGACACUCACGAUGCCAACAGUUCAACGCACCCUUCGGUCGACCUUUCUGACGACUGACGAGGAAGCGGCACAAGAGGAGGAACGACAAGGCUCCGUCUGUUCAGCCCUGUGUCUAUACGCUCCACAGGCGCAGGCACCAGGCAUAUGCCUACAUCUCCCUCCUGACAUGGAUGAAAUGGAGCACAAAUUCACUCUAUGUGCAGUAGAACAGGCCGCGGCGGACUACCUACAUCGCAGGUGGGUCACCUUCGAGCAACUGGAUGCCCUGCUGGACACUAUGCCUACCACCUCUGCCUGUCGCAAUGCAUCGGUGGCACUGCCACAGUCUGUUGACCAGCGGAUUGUCACAUUCGGAGCAUACCAGCAGGGGCCACUGGCCGGUCUGAGGACACCAACGCAUCGUUUUCCGAUGGCGACGUGCCUCCUCAACACGGUCGUGCACAACAUGGCCGGACGCCAUCCACGCACGACUCUAUUCCUGGCACGCAACAUGGCCUCUGGAUUGCAUACCGACCACAAUCAACAAGGGGUGAACAACCUCCUGAUCCCUCUCUCCAACUUCGAGGGCGGCCACCUCUUUGUGGAGGACAACGCCGGGGAUUACCUGUUGGACUCCGUCGGACCCAGAGGACAAGUUCUCCCCGUGACCUUGCCCUACCUUAGUUUUGAUGCCUCACGACGACACCUGGUACUGCCAUGGACGGGACGCAGACUCAUACUCGGUACUUAUCACAUUCGAGAUGCGGACAAGCUCUCCGCGAAUUCCGCUCUGUACCUGAAGUACUCAGGUUUCGAGGUGCGUCGCACAGCUACCAGCUCCUCUAGCUUUCAACAGCAGCACAGCUGA